UACACCCACGUCUAACAGGCAGGGAUUCUCGACCGACCCACCACCAACACAACGUACACGCGUGGACAAACCGACAAACCAUCAUAGGAGUUUGGUCUUAAAAAACUGUAUAACAUGGGUAAAAAACGGUCUCUUGGAGAUGAAGCUGCAAGGGAGUUGUUGCAGACUGAGGAGAAAGUUUAUCAGAAAGGUUCCCUGCAGAAGUUGCUAUCACAUGAACCACCAAAGAAGAAAAAGAAAAAAGACAAAGUGAAGACUAAGCAUGAAACAUACAAGAAGUUAGAUAGUAUUGAUGCUAUUGAAAAUGUUGAACACCUUGUAAAAGAAGAAAGUGAAAAAUCGAAGACUAAAAAGCAGAACAUUGAAAGAAUUAAGAAAAGCAUGCAAAGACCAAAGAUAUUCCUGAAUCAGAGUGAUCAAAUUGCAGUGAACAUGAGUGAUGUCCAAGACUUGGUCCAGUUUGCCUGCAUAGGAGCUAUAUCAAGCGCACAGCCCAAAUGGUGUAAACUGUUACGUGUUGCAAAAGUAUGUAAAGUUGCUGUGGUAAUAGUGAGUGGUAUUAACGAGAGGUGGUUUACGCAGUACAGCCACUGCUUUACAAAUAUGCAACAGCUUUUUAAUCUUUCUGUAAAAGUUCAUCCAGUUGACAAUAGUGAUAGAUCUGUUUAUCGUGGGUUUCUCUUUACAAAAUGGAGAGCGAAACGCUAUAAGAAAGAAUUAUAUAUGUCAAAAUUACUAGAAAAAGAACCUGAUUUGCCCACACAUAAUGAAAGUGAUGAUGCGAGUGAUGAGGAAGAUACUAAACCGACAAGAAGCGAUUAUGUUUUAACGGAGGAGGAGAUGCGAUGGCAUGGUUACCCUACACCUGACAGACCAGGCUUCAUAUCAACGAAACACGCAGACACCAUCAGUGAUGCCAGUCCCUUGAUUGCUAUCGACUGCGAAAUGUCAAUGACCCAUAAUGGACAGGAGUUAACAAGGGUAUCUGUUGUUAAUGAAAAAUUGGAAGUGCUGUAUGACACACUCGUUAAGCCAUACAACAAGAUCGUAGACUACUGUACAAAGUACAGUGGCAUAACAAAAGAAUUGCUUAAUCCGGUGACAACCAGGCUGGAGGAUGUACAAAAAAAACUGCUCAAACUUAUACCACCGGAUGCCAUCUUGGUAGGCCAGUCCCUCAAUGGAGAUUUAAUGGCCCUCAAGAUGUAUCACCCACAUUGCAUCGAUACCAGUGAUCUAUUUACGAACAAGUACCGAGUCGGACUUAAAAUUCUUACCAAACACUACCUCAAACGUGAUAUCCAGUGUAGCAAAAGUGGGCAUGAUUCCACGGAAGACGCCCAAGCAUCAAUGGAACUUUUUCUACUGAAACUUAAGAAAGGCAGCAAACUAGAAGACUUCAGUUACAAGAAGAGUCGAGUGCUGCCAAUAGAAAGUAUAUUCCAGAGAGUUGCUACUGAAAGUAAGAGUUCCGUUCUUAUUGAUGUUCCUAGUAAUCUGAAGAAGUUCAGCAAAGAUCCGGUUAACUGUAUUACAGCCAUGACAGAUGCUGAGACUACAAAGAGAAUGAAGCAAGUUGUGAGAGAUAAGUAUGAUCUUAUCUGCGGACAUCUUCACUCAUUCAAAACACUUAUGGAUGGAAUCACUCACGAACAGCAUACCAUUGAGUCAACUUUGGCUAACGUUGAUAGGCGGGUCAGUGACAUCUAUGCUGCAGUUCCUGACAACUCACUCUUUGUUGUUUUGCUUGCGUCUGGCAUUCAGGGACUUGAUAAUCUAGACACAGGUUUUACAGAAAAGGAUUUGUACAGUCGAUGCUUUGCUGGAAUCAAGUAUGCUAAGGAACCAGAUGCAGGAACCUGAAGGAGCAGUUGGUGAAAGAACAUUAUGUUGAGAAAAUUGAUGAUAAACCCAGUAAUGUCUAUAAACACACCAAGUGUUUACGGCUAAUCAUAUGUAUGUGUAGUAGCAGACAGUAAGAACAUCUUAAAAAGGCCAACAACAGUUUUGAGGCUAAAGACCAUGUAGGCCAACAGCAGCUGAUGGUUAUAAGAAAAUCACAUCAACACAUACAUGGUUUGGCGAUGGCUCUCAUGAAGAAUUAUAUAUAUUUUAAAAAGUUUUUUUAAUGAUAAAAAUCUGAACAAAGAACAUCAUAUAAUUAAAAAUAUGUAUACUUAAAAUGCUAACCUUUUGAUCUGCUAGUUGAAAUGCAUAGAACUUUAAAGUAGUGUUUAUUGGGCAGAUGUUUCACGCAGUCGUGGUAAUUUUUUUGAUUCCACAAUUAUGCCAUUCUUUCAUCAUUGUUUUCAAAAAUUGAAUCCAAUAAAGUUAGAUUUUUGAAAAUUUAUUUA
This is a messenger RNA of Anneissia japonica, 2354 nucleotides long. RefSeq names its product RNA exonuclease 5-like. Gene Ontology annotation, molecular function: nucleic acid binding; exonuclease activity. The record is from RefSeq and is a predicted model, not a curated record. Gene Ontology annotation, cellular component: nucleus. NCBI's taxonomy places the organism in Eukaryota, Metazoa, Echinodermata, Crinoidea, Comatulida, Comatulidae. The transcript has 14 exons. The coding region runs from base 115 to 1863 and encodes 582 amino acids.